Messenger RNA from Colletotrichum higginsianum IMI 349063, 1872 nucleotides. RefSeq names its product Major facilitator superfamily transporter. The transcript is spliced from 4 exons. Lineage: Eukaryota; Fungi; Ascomycota; Sordariomycetes; Glomerellales; Glomerellaceae. The record is from RefSeq and is a predicted model, not a curated record. Bases 1 to 1872 code for a protein of 623 amino acids. Gene Ontology annotation, cellular component: membrane. Gene Ontology annotation, biological process: transmembrane transport. Gene Ontology annotation, molecular function: transmembrane transporter activity.
AUGUCGGACGACGUCGAAAAGGCCGAGAGUCGCUCAUCCAACCCCGACUAUGACAGUGCCACGACCCACGAGGAAUCGGGCUUCGAGCCGAUCCGCACGGGCGGUGCCCGCGGUGCCCGCGGUGGCUCAUGGCCGCUCCGCGAGUCGCGCUCCCUCAGCCGGACGCGGUCGCACAACGGCUACAGCUGCGACGACUAUCAACAGAGCGACGACAAUCCGCCGAGGCGGGAAUCGGAGAGAAAGGAGGAGGAGGACCCAUACGAGGUGGCCUUCGACGGCGGCGACAACGACCCCAUGAGCCCCCGCAGCCUGAGCAGCUUCAGGAAGUGGCUCAUUGUGUCGAUUGUGUCGUGCGCCAGUUUUUGCGUACCAGAGAGAAAGAAGAAGAAGAGGAAGAAGACCAAACAGAACGGAAAGAAAAGGGGGAGUGUUGACGCGUGGCACAGCACCGCUGCAAGUUCCAUUUACACAUCAACAUAUGCCCAGAUGGAUGCAGAGUUCGGCAACUCCCGUAUCGUAGGCACGCUCGGCCUGUCGGUCUUCGUCCUAGGCAUCAGCCUGGGCCCCAUGUUUCUGAGCCCGCUUAGCGAGUUCUACGGCCGCCGGCCUAUCUACAUCGUCUCCUGGUCCAUGUACGUUGUCUGGAUCAUCCCGUCGGCCGUUGCCAAGAACAUCGCGACCAUGAUCGUCGCCCGCUUCCUCGACGGCCUGUCGGGCAGUGCCUUCCUGGCCGUGUCCGGUGGCACCGUCAGUGACCUGUUUGCCCGCCAUGAGCUCCAAGCCCCGAUGCUCAUGUACUCGCUCGCCCCCUUCAUCGGGCCCUGCAUCGGCCCGCUGAUUGGCGGCUUCGUCAACUACAACGCCAACUGGAGAUGGACCUACUACGUGAUGAUCAUCUGGGCCUUUGCGCUGCUGGUCGCCAUCGGCGUCUUCGUGCCCGAGACAUAUCAUCCGAUCGUCCUUCGAAGCAAGGCACGCAAGAUCCGAAAAGAGACAGGUGACGAGCGCUGGAAGGCCCCUGUCGAGAAGUCGACAAAGUCCGUCAUCAAGACCAUCGGCAUCUCGCUCAUGCGCCCCUUCCAGCUGCUCUUCUUCGAGCCCAUGGUCCUUAGCCUCGACAUCUUUUCCGCUAUCCUCCUGGGCAUCUUGUAUCUCUUCUUCGGCGCGUUCCCGCUCGUCUUCAUCAACAUCCACGGCUUCAACUUGUGGCAAGUUGGCCUGACCUUCCUGGGCAUCCUCGUUGGCAUGUUCCUUGCCGCCGCGACCGACCCCCUUUGGCACCACAUCCGCAGUCAGCUUAUGGCCGAUCUGGAAAAGGAGACCGGCGUCGAGGGAGCCAGCGAGCCAGAGUUCCGCCUUCCGCCAGUCAUCUGCGGCGCCUUCCUGUGCCCCAUUGGCAUCUUCUGGUUCGGAUGGAGUCUUCAUGUACAUUGGAUCAUGCCUGUUAUUGGAUCCGCCAUUUUUGGAGCAGGCUGCUUUCCCGUUGUUCGGAACUCAAAUGUACACGAAACUCGGAUAUUCCUGGGCUUCGUCUCUGCUCGCUUUCUUGACGGUGGCCAUGGUGCCGUUUCCUUUCAUCUUCUUCAAGUACGGCAAGAGGAUCCGGGGUCGCAGCCGGUUUGCCACGCGUGCCUAAUGAGGAAGCGCACCGAAGUUGAGGAGGCGCGGUCGGACGUUGGCGAGCGGGCCGAAGCGACGAGAGAUUCAGCGACAGCGGGCGACGGAUCAGACACGAACGGCGCCGCACAGACUUUCCACCUUGGCGUGGAGGGCCAACAGAGGCUCGCUGAUUCUGGUAUCCUGGAUGGUCGACGGACUAUUCGUGUUGUCGCACGCAGCCUCGCUCCAGCUGCUGUUGGUGCACCCGCAUAG